AAAAUAGGAAAGCCGUUUUAAACCCUAGUUAGGGAACUAACUAUAUACUUUUAGAUUUCUCAGAAGAAACCCACAGCAGCCGAACUCCGAAUCCAGAAACACCAACUGAAACAUAACAACAAAAAUGGCGGCCGGCAAGAAGACGAAGAAGACUCAUGAAAGCAUCAACAACAGGUUGGCUCUCGUUAUGAAGAGUGGAAAAUACACUCUUGGUUAUAAAACAGUGCUUAAGUCUCUAAGGUCCUCCAAAGGGAAACUGAUUAUUAUUUCCAACAACUGUCCACCAUUGAGGAAAUCUGAGAUUGAGUACUAUGCCAUGCUUUGUAAAGUUGGGGUGCAUCAUUAUAAUGGAAACAAUAAUGAUCUGGGAACUGCUUGUGGGAAGUACUUCCGCGUAUCCUGCUUGAGUAUAGUUGAUCCAGGUGAUUCCGACAUCAUCAAGUCUCUACCUGGUGACAGCUGAGUCGUUUGACAGCAGAACAAUGUUCGUUUCUUAUUAUAUUGUUCCUCGUAGCCUUCUUAUCCUUAGUUAAAGAACAAUUACUGUGGAUGCUCUUAGCAAAAUUUGUAGCUUUGAAAUACAAAAUUUUGUCUGGUUAAUGAAGACACUGCUGGUGGGCUUUCGUUAUAAUGUUGAAUCUUUCUCUAUAAGAAA
Gossypium arboreum is the source of this 655-nucleotide messenger RNA. Its product is annotated as 60S ribosomal protein L30-like. Gene Ontology annotation, cellular component: cytosolic large ribosomal subunit. Gene Ontology annotation, molecular function: RNA binding; structural constituent of ribosome. NCBI's taxonomy places the organism in Eukaryota, Viridiplantae, Streptophyta, Magnoliopsida, Malvales, Malvaceae. The record is from RefSeq and is a predicted model, not a curated record. The coding region runs from base 125 to 463 and encodes 112 amino acids. The transcript has 5 exons.